CUGAGCGAUAAGCAGAAACUGAAGGCCCCGAACGGAAUUUUCUUUCCUUCACCGCGCCGUCCCACGCCGCCGACCCGAAAUCCGACCGUUGCGCUCCCCGCCCCGGCUCCCCUUUCCCAUCCCUCCUAGUCCUGGCACACCCAAAAAAGGCUCUCUCCUUCCCCAAUUCCUCCAAGUCCCAGGAAUACAGCGCUCACCUGCACCGAUACUUGGCAAGAGAGAGACCACGAGAAGCCGCCUUCCUCCUCUCGCGCAGCCGCCGUCCGCCGACGACUCCACCGGAGCACGCCGCCGCCGCGAGCUCUUUUCUCCUCUCCUCGUCCGCGUCCUCCUCGCUUCGGGACACCGGGGCGGAGAUCGUCCGGGCUGAUUGAUUUCUCCUGUGCUGUCAGGCUUUCAAGUUAGAAAAAGAAAGCUUUCUGUUCGGUCAUGGCUUUCCCAACUCCCGCAGCUGUUUUUGUUGAUGAGAACCUGCACAUACAUCGAGGCAAGAGGGCUGAUGCACCAAGGGCCAAACCACUGAAGCCAUCAGCAAAGCCUGGGCUUCAAGAGCGGAAGGCUCUUCAGGAUUUGUCCAACAUUUCUAAAGGCACUGCUUUAAAGGAAGAGCGGAAGCCUCUUCAGAAUGUGUCUAACACUUUAAAGGACAGGUCCGUCCUGAAAGAGAGGAAAGAGAGGUCUGCUCUACGCAGCCAUGAAGCGAUUAAGAACUCAGUGACAAUAUUCGCUGAUGAAGAGACCAAAAAGUGUCAUGAAUGGGCUAAGGAUGGGGUGGAGGGCGCUCACUUCACAGGAAAUGAUUCUCAGAAGUUGGAUAAGGAUGUGCAAGACAAACGUGUCAAGAAGAAAGUGGAGAAAGUAAUGUCAACCUUGCAUGGCUGGUCAGAUGUGGUAUUUGAUCCUGUGAUGUUUCCAGCUACGGAGGUUGCCAAGUUUUUUGAAGAAGUGAAAGGGCUGGAGCUGGAACCAGAGAUUCUCCCAGACAUCAAUAGGCGUCUCUCUAGCUCAGGCGAUAAAGCAAUGUUGCAUGAAGACGCUCUUACUGAUGAUGAGCCUGACCAGUACCCAUUUCUGGACAACAAGCCUGUUGAGUUCGAGCUGAGAGAUGAGCUAGGAGUGAAUUGAAAAAAUCUGUGCCCACUAAGACUGAAAGCUAUGCUUCUGCUGUGUUUGGCAACUCUGCUUGGUCAGGAGCAGUCUAUGUAGUAUAAUGUUUAGACUAGAGCGCUAGUAGAUCUGAUGUUCUUCCCAACUCUGUUCUGGUGGAUGUGAAUGAUGUAGGAUUCACAAUUUCAGUACCUGUCGUAGUACUUACUGUAGCGGAAGCGACAGCGCUUCCUGUUCGUUAUGCUUUGCUGAAACACCUUCCUAGUCCUGCGCAAGUGAUGGUGUCAGGCUAAUGUCCGUACUCAUCUACAAAGGGAUGAAGGACCCUUGUUUCCAUGAUGGAUGUGGAUGUGGAUGUGGAUGUUAUAACUCAGAUAUUUUUCGAAUUUUUCUGAUAUUCUCAUUAUAUAGGGCCUAUUUGUAGA
This is a messenger RNA of Phragmites australis (common reed), 1532 nucleotides long. RefSeq lists its product as uncharacterized. The transcript is spliced from 6 exons. Bases 430 to 1125 code for a protein of 231 amino acids. Lineage: Eukaryota; Viridiplantae; Streptophyta; Magnoliopsida; Poales; Poaceae. The record is from RefSeq and is a predicted model, not a curated record.